AUGGCAACUCCGGCACAUUGCUUUUAUUGCUUCGAGAGCCUGGCUGCUUCGUACGAGGGGAACGACCCUAUUAGCCUUGCUGCUGUUGAGGAGUUAUGGGAAAGAUACGAGCAGUGCAAGAAACUUUCUGAGCUGCAAGACUACGACUCGCUAGCCCCAGGGGAGGACGACACUCCCCCUCAGCAGCCUGUAAACGAUAGUGAGGAUUCAAGGCAGACCACCUCUCGCCCUCAGACUAUAAAGCUCCCGAGUAUCGACCGCCUCCAAAACCAAGCGGCAUCUGACUCUAGCGUAUCCACAACACCGUCAGCGAUGUCUAACAUAUCAUCAAGCUCGAUUUUCUCGAGCGCUACUACAUCCAGCUCUAUAUCUUCACAGUCCGACACACCAGCCGGGCAUCGACAGCGUCUGAGCGAGCAGAAAUACCCUCUAUUCGUGACAUGGAACACGCUGUCAAAGAGCGGUCGCAAAUCCUUGCGUGGGUGUAUCGGCACGUUUGAGGCGCAGGAACUCUCCCACGGUCUAAAAUCCUACGCUCUCACAUCAGCGUUCGACGACACCCGCUUCUCCCCCAUUCCAAAGUCCCUAAUCCCCUCCCUCUCCUGCUCUCUAACUCUCCUAGGCUCAUUUGAACCCUGCACAAGCGCUUUAGACUGGACAUUAGGCACCCACGGCAUCCGGAUUUCAUUCAUUCACCGCGGCCGCCGCUUCGGAGCUACAUAUCUCCCCGACGUCCCCGUCGAGCAAGGCUGGACGAAAGAAGAAACCAUAAAAUCCCUAAUGCACAAGGCUGGCUGGGAUGGGUCAUCGCAUCAAGAAAGCAGCUCGCACCGGCGAUUUCUGCGCGGCAGCAGCAGUAACAGUAGCAACACUCGCAGUGGGUCUUCGAAAUCAGAGCCAUGGGAGCAAGUCUCGGAUUUUCGGACCGUGAAAUAUCAAGGUCUCAAGGCUUCUGCCGAUUAUACGCAGUGGCAGGAGUGGCGGGAGUGGGUACUUUCCUUGGAUGAUGGGAGUGGGAAGUUGUUGGCUUGAUCAUGGCUUAUCGCCGUUCUGUUUUGUCAUAUGUUAACCAUCUCGCGAUGUAAUGGCAAGAGCAUAUGGCUUGUUACUUUUGA
Aspergillus nidulans FGSC A4 is the source of this 1115-nucleotide messenger RNA. RefSeq names its product AMMECR1 domain-containing protein. The record is from RefSeq and is a predicted model, not a curated record. The transcript has 2 exons. NCBI's taxonomy places the organism in Eukaryota, Fungi, Ascomycota, Eurotiomycetes, Eurotiales, Aspergillaceae. The coding region runs from base 1 to 1032 and encodes 343 amino acids.